Messenger RNA from Ostrea edulis (European flat oyster), 1229 nucleotides. Its product is annotated as C-C chemokine receptor type 6-like. Gene Ontology annotation, cellular component: membrane. Lineage: Eukaryota; Metazoa; Mollusca; Bivalvia; Ostreida; Ostreidae. The coding region runs from base 177 to 1118 and encodes 313 amino acids. Gene Ontology annotation, biological process: G protein-coupled receptor signaling pathway. The record is from RefSeq and is a predicted model, not a curated record. Gene Ontology annotation, molecular function: G protein-coupled receptor activity. The transcript has 2 exons.
UAAAAUCACAAGUGGACUGAAAAUCGACAGCGUCUACAGCUGGGUUAAAACCGGUGAUAGUGAUCGAUUGAAUUAUAAAAGAGAGCCCCAAUGUGAAUUCUGAUGUCAUUUUGAUAUUUAUCGACGGAGGACAGUUAUAGAGUAUUCUGGAUGUUUCACGUUACCUUCGUGUGAGGAUGAACACCUCAGAUAUCGACAGACCUGAACAUAUAAUACCGGUGUAUUUAGAAUUGGAGUCCGUGGAUUUUGCGGUCGUUGUUGUGUUCUUAACAUCUUUGGGGAUAAUUGGAAAUACGAUAGCCAUAACAAAAAUUGUGAGUGACCCGGCCUUUCAUAAGCCUACUUACAUGGUGUUGGCUACACUGGUGCUAGCUGACCUUGCUUGUUUGGUAUGCUACAUCGUCCAGGCUGUCGUGGAGAACGUUAACCAGCGGAUUGGAAACGAGUAUGGAGAUCUGUUCAUGGCAAUGACGUACGCGACUACGCAUGCGUCGGCGGCCCACGUGAUUUUGUUUUUAGGGCUUCGAUACUUUUACAUAAGGAAUCCAAUCAAAGCACGUCUGAUACAAACUCGCACAAUAAUCAGAUGGUCUAUUGCAUUGUGGAUAUUUAGUGUGAUAUUUGGAGGUUUAUAUUUCAUAUUCCGGUUCAGAAUUCCAGAGAUUGACAUACAGAUCGUCGUUCUCAGCUUUAGGGGUUACUUAUUAGUAGUGCCUGUGUGUUUCAUGGUAUUUUUUCAUGUUCAAAAGGUACAUGAACUGCAUCAUUCUAUCAAUAUUCCAGAUCUAAAACGUCACAUCCGGCGAAUGUCGCGCAUGCUUACUGUGAUUCUUUUCAUUUACAUAUUAUCAGCUCUGCUAUUUCCAAUUUGUUUUAUACUCAAUUACAACAAGGUUUGCCAAGAUGAAAGACAAUGUAAACACAUCUUGAUCGUUGCUAGAAUCAUGUGGUUGGUGAAUGCAUCGGUCAACCCAAUCAUUUACUUUAUUUAUUCAAAGAGAGCCCGUGUAUUAUUCCAAUCAUUGUUAAAGACAUUCGCCAAAAGACAUAAAGAUUCUAGACGGGAUUUGAUCUGCAUGCAAAAUCCACCCUCGCCAAUGAUGACAACGAGACUUUAACGAUGCAGAAUUAAUGUAUAGAUUGUGACAUGUGUACACCAGUGAGUUUUUCUAUAACAAAUGUAUAUGCUACUUGGAUUAAUAAUAUAAAUAUAAAUGGAUCAAUUAAAA